This is a messenger RNA of Physeter macrocephalus (sperm whale), 2556 nucleotides long. RefSeq names its product piwi like RNA-mediated gene silencing 1 (gene PIWIL1). Bases 1 to 2556 code for a protein of 851 amino acids. Gene Ontology annotation, cellular component: P granule. NCBI's taxonomy places the organism in Eukaryota, Metazoa, Chordata, Mammalia, Artiodactyla, Physeteridae. Gene Ontology annotation, biological process: regulatory ncRNA-mediated gene silencing. The record is from RefSeq and is a predicted model, not a curated record. The transcript is spliced from 20 exons. Gene Ontology annotation, molecular function: piRNA binding; RNA endonuclease activity; protein binding.
AUGACUGGGAGAGCCAGAGCGAGGGCAAGAGGAAGGGCUCGUGGCCCGGAGGCGGCGUGGCACGUGGGCGCCGCGGCAAGUCAGCAGCCGCCAGCCGAGGGGGAGGUCGUUGCCCGUGGACGACAGAGAGGGACAGGAGGAGCGACAGCCAAGUCACAAGAACUCCAGAUAUCUGCUGGAUUUCAGGAGUUAUCAUUAGCAGACAGAGGAGGUCGUCGUAGAGACUUUCAUGAUCUUGGUGUGAAUACAAGACAGAACCUAGAUCAUGUUAAAGAAUCAAAAACAGGUUCUUCAGGUAUUAUAGUAAGGCUAAGCACUAACCAUUUUCGAUUGACAUCCCGUCCCCAAUGGGCCUUAUAUCAGUAUCACAUUGACUAUAACCCAUUGAUGGAAGCCAGAAGACUCCGCUCAGCUCUUCUUUUUCAACAUGAAGAUUUAAUUGGAAGGUGUCAUGCUUUUGAUGGAACAAUAUUAUUUUUACCUAAAAGACUACAGAACAAGGUUACUGAAGUUUUUAGUCAGACCCGAAAUGGAGAGCAUGUGAGGAUAACAAUCACCUUGACAAAUGAACUCCCACCUACAUCACCAACUUGUUUGCAGUUCUAUAAUAUUAUUUUCAGGAGGCUUUUAAAGAUCAUGAAUUUGCAGCAGAUUGGACGGAAUUAUUAUAACCCAAGUGACCCAAUUGAUAUUCCAAAUCACAGGCUGGUGAUUUGGCCUGGCUUCACUACUUCUAUUCUUCAGUAUGAAAAUAACAUCAUGCUUUGCACUGAUGUCAGUCAUAAAGUCCUUCGAAGUGAAACUGUUUUAGAUUUCAUGUUCAACUUGUUUCAUCAAACUGAAGAACAUAAAUUUCAAGAACAAGUUUCUAAAGAGCUGAUAGGUUUAAUUGUUCUCACCAAGUAUAACAAUAAAACGUACAGAGUAGAUGAUAUUGACUGGGACCAGAAUCCAACGAGUACCUUUAAGAAAGCAGAUGGCUCUGAAGUCAGUUUCUUAGAGUACUACAGGAAGCAAUAUAACCAGGAAAUCACCGACUUGAAACAACCAGUUUUGGUCAGUCAGCCGAAGAGAAGGAGAGGCCCUGGAGGCAUAUUACCAGGCCCUGCGAUGCUUAUCCCUGAGCUCUGCUACCUCACAGGUCUAACUGAUAAAAUGCGUAAUGAUUUUAAUGUGAUGAAAGACUUGGCUGUUCAUACAAGACUAACUCCAGAACAGAGGCAGCGGGAAGUAGGAAGACUGAUCGAUUACAUUCAUAAAGACGAUACCGUGCAGAAGGAGCUUCGGGCCUGGGGCCUGAGCUUCGACUCCAGCCUGCUGUCCUUCGCAGGAAGGACCUUGCAAGCGGAGAAGAUUCAUCAAGGCGGAAGAACGUUUGAUUACAGUCCACAGUUUGCAGAUUGGUCAAAGGAAACAAGAGGUGCACCCUUAAUUAGUGCUAAGCCACUAGAUAACUGGCUAUUGAUCUAUACUCGAAGAAAUUAUGAAGCAGCCAAUGCGUUGAUACAAAGUCUAUUUAAAGUUACACCAGCCAUGGGCAUACAAAUGACAAAAGCAAUAAUGAUUGAAGUGGAUGAUAGAACUGAAGCCUAUUUAAGAGUCUUACAGCAGAAGGUCACAUCAGAUACCCAGAUAGUUGUUUGUCUCUUGUCAAGCAGUCGGAAGGACAAAUAUGACGCUAUUAAAAAAUACUUAUGUACAGAUUGCCCUACUCCAAGUCAGUGUGUGGUGGCCCGAACCUUAGGCAAACAACAGACUGUCAUGGCCGUUGCUACAAAGAUCGCCCUGCAGAUGAACUGCAAGAUGGGGGGAGAGCUUUGGAGGGUUGAUAUGCCUCUGAAGCUAGCCAUGAUAGUUGGCAUUGACUGUUACCAUGACACCACAGCUGGACGGAGGUCAAUUGCAGGCUUUGUGGCAAGCAUCAAUGAAGGGAUGACCCGCUGGUUCUCUCGCUGUGUAUUUCAAGAUAGAGGGCAAGAGCUAGUAGAUGGGCUCAAAGUCUGCUUGCAAGCUGCUCUGAGGGCUUGGAAUAGCUGCAAUGAAUACAUGCCUAGUCGAAUCAUCGUGUACCGGGAUGGCGUAGGAGACGGUCAGCUUAAAACAUUGGUGAACUACGAAGUGCCGCAGUUUCUGGACUGCCUGAAAUCUGUCGGUAGAGGUUACAACCCAAGACUAACGGUCAUUGUGGUGAAGAAACGAGUGAACGCCAGAUUCUUUGCUCACUCUGGAGGAAGACUUCAAAAUCCACUUCCCGGAACAGUUAUUGAUGUAGAGGUUACCAGACCAGAAUGGUAUGAUUUUUUUAUCGUGAGCCAGGCAGUGAGAAGUGGUAGUGUUUCUCCCACACAUUAUAAUGUCAUCUAUGACAGCAGUGGCCUGAAACCAGACCACAUACAGAGGUUAACUUACAAGCUGUGUCAUGUCUAUUAUAACUGGCCAGGUGUCAUUCGUGUUCCUGCUCCUUGCCAGUAUGCCCACAAACUGGCUUUCCUCGUUGGCCAGAGCAUCCACCGAGAGCCCGACCUGUCACUGUCACAUCGCCUUUACUACCUCUAG